This is a messenger RNA of Impatiens glandulifera, 882 nucleotides long. RefSeq names its product transcription factor PIF1-like. Bases 1 to 882 code for a protein of 293 amino acids. The transcript has 3 exons. NCBI's taxonomy places the organism in Eukaryota, Viridiplantae, Streptophyta, Magnoliopsida, Ericales, Balsaminaceae. The record is from RefSeq and is a predicted model, not a curated record.
AUGGAGUCCCGUAAUACAUACGGUUAUAUGGAUGAAGAUCGUAUGAAUAUUCCGUCAUCUUCAGGUCUAGUUCGGCCGAAGGAAGCAUUAACACAAGCCUCAGUGGCCGGGGAAGAAGAGUUGGCGGAGUUAUUAGUUACUCGGAGCCAAAACGAAAGGUCAUUAACGAAAACUGCCAUUGAUGAAGAUGAAGAUGAAGUAGCAACGUGGCUACACUCUCUUCCUUUGGAUUAUUGUUCAGAUCUGUACUCUGAUAUAGUGUAUCCGCAGCAGCCGUACGCCGCCGUCCUGGCAACGAGUUCAAAGGUUGUCUCCGAUGCUCCGAUAGCCGAAUUCAAUAAUCCGAUGCAGCCAUCAGGGGAACGUCCGCCUAUUCCUUCCUCUUGGCGACAAAAAUUGGAAGUCUCAAGGCACAGAGGGAGGAUCUGGAAGGAGGCAGGAACGUCAGGUUUGAACGAGCCGGUGAAAGAAUUUAAUGUAUUUGAGUCCAGUAAGACGCAUGCUGCCGCUGUGGCGACGAAAUAUAGGGCUCCAAGUGGCGGCAUCCGCCGUAGGGUGAGAACAUCAACUGUGGUGGCGACAUCUUUAGCUGCUGCAGAUAUUAUAGAGGCGAACGACUUGACCGGCUCGGGACCAAAUGUGAGUGCAGCCGAUUCCGAUCCGGUGCUGCUGAGGCCGUCUAUGAUGGCGAUGGAUCUAAAGCGCAAGGGAAGACAAAUCGAAGACUCGGAUAAUAGCGAGGUUAUUGCCGCCCUUGAAUCUCUUGAUCUACAAAAUAAAGCAAGUAGUAAAUCAUCAUCAUCUUCUUCCAAGAAAUCUCGGUGUGCAGAGGUCCACAGUCUCUCAGAAAAGGUUUGUUCUUCUUUUAACUUCAAACUAUAA